This is a messenger RNA of Parastagonospora nodorum SN15, 126 nucleotides long. RefSeq lists its product as hypothetical. The record is from RefSeq and is a predicted model, not a curated record. Lineage: Eukaryota; Fungi; Ascomycota; Dothideomycetes; Pleosporales; Phaeosphaeriaceae. The coding region runs from base 1 to 126 and encodes 41 amino acids. The transcript is spliced from 2 exons.
AUGGAGGAGAAGAAGGCUUCGGGAAAAGCCAGGCUAGAGCACCGCUCACGGCUCCGUACUACACAGCAGCCUGGAGAUCUUCAGCAGAAGUGGGAACGUGGUUGGAGAACUCUUGCAGCAGAAUGA